This is a messenger RNA of Toxotes jaculatrix (banded archerfish), 2538 nucleotides long. It is a transcript of the gene asb15a, whose product is annotated as ankyrin repeat and SOCS box containing 15a. Gene Ontology annotation, biological process: intracellular signal transduction; protein localization to T-tubule; regulation of cardiac muscle contraction. NCBI's taxonomy places the organism in Eukaryota, Metazoa, Chordata, Actinopteri, Toxotidae. The record is from RefSeq and is a predicted model, not a curated record. The coding region runs from base 77 to 1774 and encodes 565 amino acids. The transcript is spliced from 10 exons. Gene Ontology annotation, cellular component: nucleus; cytoplasm; T-tubule. Gene Ontology annotation, molecular function: protein binding.
UAAACCACGACACAAACACAGUGCUGCUGCUGCUGCUUCGUCCUGUUUCUUCGACUCUGACACAUUUAUCAGGAGGAUGGACGCAGCUGAUGAUGUGGACGAGGACGAACUUCUGGACUGCGACGUCCAGAUGAUGAUUGAAGAGUCGUGUCAGAGAGAACACCUGACAGGAUCAGGGAGGAGCGAAACUCUGAGGCUCGCUGAUGCCAUUGAACGAGGCGACCUGCUGGCUCUGCAGGAGCUCUGUGAUUUCCCAGCAGCCCUCAGUCAGAGGGACGAGCAAGGCUGGUACCCUCUGCAUAGGGCGGCGGUGCAAACCCUGGUCUCGGUCCUGGAGACAGUGCUGUACGCGUCUUUCCGUGAGGAAAAAACUCUGGACGGUGAGACCUUCCUGACUUUGGCUGUAAAAGCCGGUUUGGUGGAAAAUGUGAAGAUGCUGCUGGACCACGGAGCCUCUCCUCACACCACCAACAGCAACAACGAGUCUCCUCUGCUCUUAGCAGUCAGAGCUGGAUCUCCUCAGAUGGCUUCCUGUCUGAUAGCUGGAGGAGCUCGGGUGGAGCAGGUGUGUCUGAGGAAGUGGACGGCCAUGCACGAGGCCUCCAGGGCCGGCUGCGUCCACGUCGUGGAGCUCUUGCUGCAGAACGGAGGUCAGGUAUCAGAGACAGACCAGCAUGGAGUGACUCCUCUGGGCAUCGCAGCAGAGUACAGCCACCCUGACGUCCUGGAGCUCCUCAUCAAACACGGUGCUGAUGUAAACGCUCAGGCUCCAAACGGCGACAGCGUCCUGUACGAUGCUGCAGGUUCAGGGAAUCCAGACUGUAUCGACAUCUUGCUGCAGCACGGAGCGGAUCCCAACAUCCACAACCUCAGCUCCCAGCUGCCCAUCCACCGAGCGGCAUACGAGGGACACUACCUAGCUUUGAGGCUUUUGAUCCCGAUCACUACCCGACGGGCCCUGCGGCUGUCUGGCCACAGCCCUGUCCACUCUGCAGCUGACGGAGGCCACGCUCACUGCCUGGAGCUCCUGCUGCGGAAAGGUUUCGAUGUCAAUGCGCUGUUGGCUCCUCACAUCUCUGAAAACUACGGAGACGUGAGGAGAAGCCCGCUACACUUCGCUGUCUCCAAUGGGGACAGGAACUGUACCGAGAUGCUGCUGAGGUCAGGAGCCAAACCAGACCUGGACCCGCUGUGCUGCCUCCUGGUGGCGGUCCGGUCCGGACGCUACGAGAUCGUGAAGCUGCUGCUGGCGGCCAAAGCAGACGUGAACUGUUACUUCACGGUGGUGAACAACACAGUGUUUCCCACGGCGCUGCAGUACUGCCUGAAGGACGAGGUGAUGAUGAGGCUGCUGCUCAACAAUGGCUACGAUGCCGAAAAGUGUUUCUGCUGUAACCACGAUGACGACUGGGACGAUCUGAGUGAGUCCGGUUACUCACAGCAUCAGGAGGAAAAAGUCGCUUUUUGUGAUUUCGUCAGCGUGUCCUGGCUGGGGAACCUGGUGGGCCGAGUCGUGUCGAUCCUCCUCGAAUACGUUGGUCAGGUUUCUCUCUGCGGCAAACUGACAAAGAUCCUGGAGAAACACAAAGAGUGGCCUCACAUUCACAGGACAACACGUAACCCUCGCUCUCUGUCUCACCUGAGCAGAGUGGUGAUCAGGAAACACCUGGGCUGCAGCGCUCUGAUGUCCGUCCACCUGCCAAACAGACUGAAGGACUACCUGCUGUUCAAAGACAACGACCUGUACUCUAAAAUCAUCUGCAGGGAGGACUGAGGGGAGGAGGAGGAGGAGGAGGAUUUCUCUUCUAUCUAGAGUCUUAAACAUCAGCAAUGACUUUGUGUUUUUCUUUUGUAAACUUUUGUGGUUUGUGUAACAGGGCCUGUAUUAACCAAACAUAUAGGAGUUAAACCUGAGAAGGCUCUAAAGAACCAACUCAGGAGUAAGAGAGUGUGAGCAAUAAGACACAUUUAUCAAGAGACUAAACUUUUAAGUGAUGAACACGAUUAAUCAUAUUUGUGCUCUGAGCGACAAGCCAAACAAAAACAAGUGCUUCAGAAAAAUCUUGGAAAAACAACAAAAAAGUAUUAAAUCUUUAGAAAAAAUCAUUUUGCUUUGUUUGUGAAGUUUAAGAGGCAAAAAUUUCAGCCUUUCUCAAAGUUCAGCCUGACAAUUUUAAUUUUAUUCUUAAGUUUUCAAGUAGGAAAAAGUGAAGAAUUUUCACUUUUAUUUUCCAAUCCAAUCUAAAAUGUCGCUUCUCCUAAUUUGUACUGUAAAACUGAGAAGGAUUUUAUUUCCAGCUGUUUUAAAGGGGCAUUAACUACUUUGGUCCCGGCUGUUGCACAAAAUUUCAGCAUUAAAAUACCUGCAGUUAGUUACUGAUCAAUGCUGGUUGCUUCAUCACGGUGUCAGCUGACUCCGAUUUCUGGGACUCAAGUGUUGGAGGAAGUAGCCUCUUAAAUGUGACUGUAGAAAUAUAACCGACCAGGUGACGUUCAGACCAUAAAUUCACAUUGUGCACUGAUUUUUCAUAUUAAAAG